Messenger RNA from Thalassophryne amazonica, 2424 nucleotides. RefSeq names its product nuclear body protein SP140-like protein. Gene Ontology annotation, biological process: regulation of transcription by RNA polymerase II. Gene Ontology annotation, cellular component: nucleus. The transcript is spliced from 16 exons. NCBI's taxonomy places the organism in Eukaryota, Metazoa, Chordata, Actinopteri, Batrachoidiformes, Batrachoididae. Bases 140 to 2023 code for a protein of 627 amino acids. Gene Ontology annotation, molecular function: DNA binding; DNA-binding transcription factor activity, RNA polymerase II-specific; protein binding. The record is from RefSeq and is a predicted model, not a curated record.
CUUUGCGCGGUCAACACUGAUGUGUGGCGGUCAAGCUGUUCAAAUGCGAUGUUUAUCUUGACGUGAUUUUUGCACUCUGAGAGAAACUACCAAAACAGUCAAGUGUGGUUCUGAGGAGUGAGUUUGCUGCGCUGACCUCAUGGACCCGCUGGACUUUCUGGAACCUAAAGAACUGCUGCAGUUUUUUCACUGCAACAAAACCGAACUGUCGUGCAUCGAGAAACCCCACACGUUCCUCAGCCAGCUGAGAGAUUACAACUUGAUUCCAGAAGACAGGUACAAGAAGGUGAGUCGCAUGAGGAUUAAAGAUAAUAUAAAGAAAGAACUUUAUGCCCUUUUGGACUGGGUGGAGAAGAAGCAAUCACAAAACAUCCACCACUUCUGGAGGUGUGUCUUCAAGCCGACCAUCAUGAACAUGUACCCUGCCCUGAAAAUGAUGCACCGCAGCCUCAUGGACGGAUCCUUCCAUUUCGACGCCCAGCUACCUGAGAAUUUGGAGGAGGAAGAGGAAGAGGAGGAGGAGUCAGUUAAAAAAAGAAAGAGCCGUUCAGAAGAUGAGGAGAGAGAUGAUGAUCACAUGAACUCAGUGAAAAAGAAGAGAAAAUGGCGUAUUAAUAGUGAGCAUGAUGAUGAUGAUGAACAGCCAGGACAUUCUUCUUCAAUGACUCCAGGUCGGAGAAAAAAAUCAAAGAAACUGUCAUUCUCUUCUCCCCUAAAGAAAGGAGGGAACAAUGACAUCUGGAACUGGGAGAUCUAUUACAUGCAGCUACCAGUGACCUGUGGAGAAAAGGAGGGGAUGCUUCACAGAAAAAAACUAGCUGAAGGGCAGAAGUGCAUUUUUGCACACAAGAAGUGGUUCACGCCGACUGAAUUUGAAAGGUUUUCAGGGAAGCAGAGUUCUAAGAACUGGAAGUUGACCAUCCGCUGUCAGAACACCUCGCUGGGACAACUGAUAAAGGAAGGACACCUGGAAUGUUCAGGAUUUAAAAAGAAGUGUAAAAAUGUUAAGAAAUCACUGUUUCCUUCAGGUGGGACAACAGUGUCAGAGGAUGAAGAAAUUGAGGAAAGUGACCAGCACAACGAAGAACAGAGUUCAUCAAGCGAGAGAAAGAAUUCCUCAGAUGAAACAGCUGAAGAAGAAGGAGAAAACAGAAACCAGACAGAACAGCAGCCAGAAGACAGACAAGCCAGGAACAAGACAGCGUUCAAAGUCACAUGUGGGGAUUUAACUGGGACACUACAUGAACAGCGCUUUGCAUCAGGGUUGCGUGGGAAAAGUAUUCGUACUGAGACGAGAUGGAUGACGCCAGUGGAAUUUGUGAAGGAAGGAUUGUCUCAGGCGGACGUCUCCUGGAAGAAGGACAUCCUGUGGGAUGGUAAACCACUUGCCAUGCUCAUAAUGACAAAAGAUUUCAAGAUCCAUUCAGAGCUGUGCACAUGUGCCUUGUGUCGUCCAGCUCCUGAAGACAUGGAGAAUCAGAAGAACGAUGAUGAGUGUUAUGUCUGUAAAAGUGAUGACAACAAACUUGUGGAGUGCGAUGACUGUCCUCGGUCUUUCCAUCAAACAUGUCACCAGCCUCAUGUGACAGAUGCCAUUUUGGGAGAUAAAAGUCCGUGGAUAUGCACAUUCUGUGUAUUCAAAAUCAAUCAGGACUGCUUUUGUUCUGAUCGUGUGACCCGUGAGCAAGUGCUGUCCUACCAAAUAUCACAACAUAUGUUGCAUUGCCAGUAUCUUCUCCUGUAUGUGUGCGGUGAAGAUAAGAAGCAAGUCUUUUCUUUAGACCCACGUCUCCAUAUAACAGACUAUGUCACUGUGAUCAAGACUCCCAUGUGGCUGGGCAAAAUAGCAGAUAAACUCCAGCAUCGACAGUACCAGACUGUCAGAGACUUUGUGUCCGACAUGCAGCUCAUCUUCAGCAACUGUGCUUCAUACAACAAAGAUAAUGCAGAAUUCUGUUCCUUGGGCAACACAAUGAAGGAAUUAUUUGAAAGAGAGUUCCAGAAUGUUUUUAACAUCCUUUAGGACACUGAUGGGCAAAAACAAGUUUUUAAGUGACUGACGUCAUGCUGUCAUUUUUCAGUCAGAUGUUUGGAAAAUGUUGAAGAGUUGGCAGCAUUGCAGUGUAUCUUUAACAAGAUUAUCACUUAAAAGUCAUAUCUCACUCCAGUCACCACCAUCGUUUAAAAAAAUUCUCUACUAGAUUAUAAAUCAUUUUUUCCAAGUCUUUAACUUAUGUGGUCCCUGAUAUAGCUGGUAAAGCUAAAAUAAGUUGGAGUACAUCAGAAUAAUGCACAACAGAUUCACAACCAUUUUAAUCCGUAAUCAUUAUUUAAUGUUUGGAACAGACCUACGUGAAGGUCACUCGCCAGUGUCCAAUUGCAGUUACGCCAGCAUGUCAAUCCAGGUUGCUUUUUGUAUUCAGA